Messenger RNA from Nicrophorus vespilloides, 1422 nucleotides. RefSeq lists its product as uncharacterized. The transcript has 2 exons. The record is from RefSeq and is a predicted model, not a curated record. NCBI's taxonomy places the organism in Eukaryota, Metazoa, Arthropoda, Insecta, Coleoptera, Silphidae. The coding region runs from base 279 to 1367 and encodes 362 amino acids.
CCGCAACUUAGCGCUGGUGUUUGCUUCUCUUAGCGUCGGUUUUGUAAUUUAUUUUAUUUUUUUUGCCGUAAGUGAGAAUGGUGUGAAUGGCUGAACGCAUUGAACGGCAGUUUAUCGUAUUUUCAAGUAGUGUUAUUGUUACAUCCAGAAUAUAAGAAAUUCUGAUGAAGAAGCUAUAUACCUGAAGCCGAUGUGCAGAAAUGAUCAAUUAGCAACAAAUUAUAGCUGUUUAAUAAAUAAUUAAUUAAUCUGUGACUAUAUGGAUUUGUACAAUAAAGAUGGGAGGGUGUCGUUGUACCUACAAGACAUGCAAAAGUGCAACAAAAACAACAGACCUACACUUCUUCCAUUACCCUGUAAAACAUCAUGUAAGAUGCAUGCGCUGGAUCCAACAGGCAAACAGAUUGGAAUUCAUGAAUUUGCCAGAUGACCAACUACGUAACAAAGUGAUUUGUGGCCUUCAUUUUGAAGAUAAAUACUUUACAAAUGAUCAGAAAAAACGCCUUGUCCAUGAUGCUAUACCAACAUUAGAUGCAGGUUGCUUUGAGACUGCAAACUAUGUAAAAGAUGUGGAAAUACUUCCAACAAGUGUUGAUGGCUCCACAUUUACCUUGCAGGGGGAAAACUUGCAGUCCUCAGGUUGUGGAAAUGAAAAUUUUAGCUUUAAAGAUGGGAAGGUGAUGUUGCAAAAUUUUGCAAACAACUUGGAAGUUUAUACAAUCAAUCCAUCAUAUAUACAACAAUCAUUCACAAGCAAUAAAGAUAUGUUCAUUAAUCAAAGUGAAUCCUUGAUGCUCAUGCAAGAGUCACAAACAGAAGAGAAGGAUAGCAUAUUCAAUGAUUUGGAUAUAAUAAGAGACCAUUGCCUUGAAAAAGAAGUAAAGCCUGAGCCUAAGAUAAAGCAAGAUAUUAGUUUUGACGUAUGUAUUUCGCCGCCAAUCGUUCCGCUUGCCAAUGGCGAUUGUAAAUAUAACCCCGGGAUUGAUACAGCCCCUAUUUUCACAGGAACUGAGGACGUUCCUCCUAAAUCGGCGGAUAAGAUCAGAAAGGUGAAGCUGAAGAAACCGACUCUGUUAAAAACCCUUAACUAUCACUCGCAAGAAAUCGCAAACAUCAAGAGAUCGCUGGCCUCGACGAAGUUCUCGAGGGCCAAGAUCUUGCGUAGCCUUAAAGGGAAAAUUCCUGAAACCAUGUUCGGCGCGUUAUCGCUGCAGCUCAACAAGACUUGCAGUGAUCUGAAACCUGAGGAAAAGUCAUUUCUGCAUGCCCUUCAUACGAUUGCACCUACCGCCCACAAAACUUUAGAAGACUAUGGAUGGCACAUGCCCAAGCACGAAAUAAAUAACGGAACUAUUGACAUUAAAUAAAUAUGUCAAUAAAAAUAUUUUAUUUUAAUGAAUCUAAAAUUAUGUUAUUUAAUCU